Molecule: messenger RNA, 644 nt
Organism: Phyllostomus discolor (pale spear-nosed bat)
Lineage: Eukaryota; Metazoa; Chordata; Mammalia; Chiroptera; Phyllostomidae
Gene: MMP26
Product: matrix metallopeptidase 26
Exons: 5
Coding region: 45-644 (199 amino acids)
Biological process (GO): extracellular matrix organization; proteolysis; collagen catabolic process
Cellular component (GO): extracellular matrix
Molecular function (GO): zinc ion binding; metalloendopeptidase activity
Source: RefSeq, a predicted model, not a curated record
CCCAUUUGAACAAGACAGACCCAUAGGAUGAACAGAAGCUGGUUAUGCUGCACCACCCUUGCUACGAAAUAACUGAUAGGGCUGACUACUCCAUCUCUCCAGAAGGUUCCAAAUGGAAUAAGCACACUCUGACCUAUAGGAUUAUCAAUUACCCAAAAGGUAUGACUCCAUCUACAGUGAAUGGCAUUAUACAUGAUGCAGUUUCCAUCUGGAGCAAUGUGACCUCCUCGAUCUUUCAAAAAGUGAAGGGUCAAGAUUCAGACAUUAAGUUUUCUUUCUGGCAGUUGGAUAAGAAGCUGACAUGGGAGGGAGGAUCUGGUGUCCAAUACCAUGGAGAUGGUUGGCCCUUUGAUGGGCCAGGUCAUAUCUUAGCCCAUGCCUUUUUACCAAAUUCUGAAACUCCAGCAAUUAUCCACUUUGACAAGGGAGAACCUUGGUCAACUUCAUACAAAGUGUUUAAUCUGCUCCUGGUUACUAUUCAUGAGCUGGGUCAUUCUCUAGGCCUCUGGCACUUCAUGAGUCAGAACUCCAUUGUGUACCCUAGAUAUGUUUAUCAGAACCCUAGAACCUUCCACCUUGAUGUUGAUGAUAUCCAAAAAAUCCAGCAAUUGUGGGGAGAAAGAUGUUCAUCUGAAAUGCCCUGA